Messenger RNA from Rubroshorea leprosula, 563 nucleotides. Lineage: Eukaryota; Viridiplantae; Streptophyta; Magnoliopsida; Malvales; Dipterocarpaceae. The record is from the annotation of a GenBank genome assembly.
GUUGAUAUUUCCAAAAACUUUAACUAGCUGUUUUAUAAAAGAAAACUAUAUGCUGAUAAAAUCAGCCAAACCGAACACAUCCAUACUAGUUAGAUGCCAUUUUCGCGUGUCUGCUCUGUUUCUUUUUCUCCCUACAGCCGGACAUAAACCAGCCCUCACCGACGCUUCCACCUGAAAAAAAUUGAAAAUUUCCAGAUCUGCUGUCUUCUUCCCUCCCCUGCCGCCGGUUUCAGCUUGUGUGGGUGUGAAAUUUUCGGCUUUUUUUGCUCUUCUCAAAUUCCCGCCAGCCUUGGAACCUGCCAAGCUCGGUUUUGCUUGCCAUAAUUUUCUGGUAGUGAGACCCGACGCAUGGGAAGCCCAGGGGAGUGACGAGCUAGACGGUUAGGCAUUAUUUGGACUUAGGUUUUUGUAGUUAGGCCGCUAGUCACCCAUGCUGACUUAGAAAUUUUUGUGUACAGAACUCCCUUAGUUAUAGUCAUGAUUGUAUACAUGAAGUUAUAAAUCCUUGUACAUUUUGACUAGUAAAUAAAUAGAAAAAAAAGAAAGAAAGAGAAACUAGUUAU